UGUAAGCUGCCCCGGAGCGAUGGCCUCGUCCCCUCGCGUGCGCCCGCCCUGAGCGCUGCCCUCGCGGAUGCGGCGCCUGGCGGCAGCCCUCGGCCUUGCCCUCGCGGGUGGCGACGACGCCUUCCACGCGCGCCUCGACUUCCUCCGGAGCGAGGGCGGCCUCUUCCGGGACGUGGCCUUGAUCGAGGCCGAGGCGGCCAAGUUCCACGACCGGCUGCAGGCGCGCUACGGCAAGCGGUUGCGGCUGCCGGCGACGCCCGAGCAGCUCGUGGCGAGCUGGCCGCGACUUUUCGGGGAGCGCUUCGAGGAGCGGCGCGAGCACCGACCGCUCGUGGUGAUCGUGGACACGCCGCGGCCGCAGCCGCAACUGAGGAGGGUCCGGCACGUCCUCGCGGCCCGCGCGCUGGAUCUCUCCGCCGGCGCGAUGGGCUUCCCGGACGACGACGCGACGGUCAACGCGGGCGCCCGGCACGCCGAGGGCGCCCACCGCCCCCUGCUCGCGGCGCUCUUCGCGAACGAGACGUGGGGCGGCCGCUUCGACUGGCUGGCGUUCGGCGCGGUCGACGCCGCGGCCGCGGCGCGGUUCCUCGCCGCGCGGGACGCGGCACUGACGUGGUUCCUCGGCGCGCCGGGCCCCGGCGCGGUCUGCCGCCGCGACCGGUCCGCGGACCCGUUCGCGUGCUGCGCCUCCGACGCGGCCCCGUGCGCCGUCGACGUCCCCCCGCGCAAGCCCUACUUCUCCUUCGAGGUGAACGGCUCGCGACUGCGGCCGGCGCCCUGCCGGCGGUACCGGAACGACGGCCGGUACGCGUCGUUCUCGUUCAAGCCGUGCUGCCCCGUGAGCGCCGCGGCGUCGGAAACGCCGCCUCGCGAACGCGUAUCGGCGCGCGGGAGGGCUCGGUCGCGCGCAGGUCCGGCAGCGGCGGCGCGUCGACUCGGACGCGACGGGCUUUCCCUACCGCUACCAGCCGCGGCGGGGCCGCGUGCACUUCCACGCGCUCGCCUUCGACGUGGACGUCCCGUACUUCGUCAGCCGGGGCCUUUUGGACCGGGCGGCGUACCGCUGGCGCGCCUGCGCGGACAAGCUCGCCUGCGGCGCCGCCGGGAAGCGGUUCGCCACGUGCGCGUUCAACCUGGGCGCGCACCUCUCGCAGCUAUCGGACCCGCGUAAACUAAUGUCUCUGUC
Pelagomonas calceolata is the source of this 1186-nucleotide messenger RNA. Lineage: Eukaryota; Pelagophyceae; Pelagomonadales; Pelagomonadaceae. The record is from the annotation of a GenBank genome assembly.